Messenger RNA from Pleuronectes platessa (European plaice), 3545 nucleotides. RefSeq lists its product as uncharacterized. The transcript is spliced from 16 exons. Lineage: Eukaryota; Metazoa; Chordata; Actinopteri; Pleuronectiformes; Pleuronectidae. The record is from RefSeq and is a predicted model, not a curated record. The coding region runs from base 181 to 1644 and encodes 487 amino acids.
GAAGGAGGAGGAGGAGGAGGGGGCGGAGGAGGAGGAGGAGGAGGAGGAGGGGGCGGAGGAGGAGGAGACAGGAAAGUGAAAGUAAAAAGCAUAGUGUCAUUAGAGCAGCUAAGGAUCAGAACACUUUCACAGUACUCAGCAGGAGAGACAACAGUGUGAGUCUGUCCGUCCCCUGGCAGCAUGUCCCCCUGGAGAGUCCUGUCCUCCCUGUGGCUCAUCUUUUCCCUGAUCGACCCGUCGAAGGAAGGCUGCUCCGAUUAUUUAAAGCUGGACACAUGGACCGGAAAAGAUCUCAUACGCACUUUACCACUGGCGCAAAAUAAGGAUCUCAUAGACAUACUCAACUGUACCCUGCAGCUCGAAUAUAAAAACAAAACUGAGAAUGAUAUCCUUGUGAAUGACACACUGUAUAACGUACUACUGGACUGCUUCGAUUUUCAGCCUCAGAUUGAAGAGGAGACGAUCUGCAAGGGCCUCAGUUCUCAGAAUAUCUCCUUCUAUCACCUCAUGUGCUUGGUGGCCAAAUCACAGGGCUACCCUCCUAAUGGUGUCGCUCCUGAAGGCUGUAAAUAUGAAACUGUGUACGAACUUUAUGUUCAAGUAUCUGCUGUGGCUGCAAAGAAAACAACACCACCAAUCACAGAGUCGACAACAGCGACAUCAGCAGCGACAGUAUCGUCACUUAACACAACACCAGCACCGCCACCAACAACAGCAUCACCACCACCACCACCCUCACCAACACCAGUAACAACCACAGUCAAACAUGAGGGAGGAAACGUGGCUGCAAAGACAACAACACCACCAAUCACAGAGUCGACAACAGCGACAUCAGCAGCGACAGUAUCGUCACUUAACACAACACCAGCACCGCCACCAACAACAGCAUCACCACCACCACCACCACCACCAACACCAACACCAGUAACAACCACAGUCAAACAUGAGGGAGGAAACGUGGCUGCAAAGACAACAACACCACCAAUCACAGAGUCGACAACAGCGACAUCAGCAGCGACAGUAUCGUCACUUAACACAACACCAGCACCGCCACCAACAACAGCAUCACCACCACCACCACCCACACCAACACCAGUAACAACCACAGUCAAACAUGAGGGAGGAAACGUGGCUGCAAAGACAACAACACCACCAAUCACAGAGUCGACAACAGCGACAUCAGCAGCGACAGUAUCGUCACUUAACACAACACCAGCACCGCCACCAACAACAGCAUCACCACCACCACCACCACCACCACCACCACCACCACCAGUAACAACCACAGUCAAACAUGAGGGAGGAAACGCUAACAGCAGUACAGGCUCAAGGGAAGCCUCGAACACGCAGGUCAUGAGUUUGUUAAUCAUCUCCGUCACCCUGAACUUCGUGCUGCUGCUGCUGGUUGUUUUCUUCUUCAUGCGCCAGAGGACACAGCAGAGGACACAGAACCCGACUCACCAGCGUCUAAACCUCUGGUCUCACCAGGAUGAAUCCUCCGUGUUGGACGAAACCAGUGAUGAUCCAGAACCCCUUCCACUGAUACCGGUCAAAACCAAGCCAGUCUGUCCCCACGUCCACUCGCCCUCAGCUGAUACAACCAGGAACCCAUGCACUGCUGGAAACGGAUCAGAGUCACAUUAAGCACCGUGCUCACAACUUUGUAUAUUGUCAUUAUAAAAAAGAGCCGUGGGAAGAAACACAGGAGGGAUCAGCUCCACGCAGGACUGAGUGACUGUGGUAUGCGACGGCCUUUCAUGGAGUAGAAACUGUGACUGGAGCACUCGCCCCCGGACAUGAGGGGGAGUGGGCGGGCCGCGGCAUGUCGCUUCCCAGCCGCUCAGCCAGACGAGCUCCUGCAGGACCUCAGGCGCAGCCAAACGAGGGGACGGGGGGGUUGCAUCAGACCAGGACCGGUUUGACUGUGAGCUGGGGUUUGUGAGAAGCAGGAGGAAGAAAGGACGACUCUAACCUGUAUUAUAAUCACCCUCGAAACCUUUCACACGACUGGAGUCUCACCAGAUGGUUUGUGGUUCGGUGGAGCUUCAUUAGAAUCACAGCUGCAGUCACACUGCCAGCGUUUAAGAUGAAUUAUAAAAAAGAAUGUGAUGUGAUAUCAAGGAAACUACAGCUGGCCCUGCUCACCACUGUCACAUGGGAAAUAUCAUGAUAUUAAUCUGUAAAUCACAGUGUUGAGAUUAUAAAUGUGCACCGUCCGUCAGCACUGGAGUCAGCGCUCUCACUUUCAGGACCGUUGUUCAUUAGCUUCUCUCCGGCUCCGUCCAGAUUUAUAAUAGAACAUUUGCAGGGGGAGUGAACUGCACCACUGGUUGCAGCUGUUUCCACUGCAUGCACUGGUUUUUAACGAGCUAUGCUAAGCUAGGUCUAGUGUUAAAUGUAUGUAAUCAACUUCCGCAGUAUUGUACUUUCAGAGUAAGUGUGGCUGGUCCUCACCUUGUGACCCACUUUUGAUGUUUGAGUGAGAUUUGCUUUUAGGGUUUGGACGGAUGGAUGAUCCAGAGGUCGGUUCAGGGGUCACAUCCCAUGAGAGGUGUCGUGCUUUUCAGAGCAGGUGUCAGGGUCUCAUCUUUACAUGGUCUUCAAAACAGACAGGAAAAAGCAUCUUUCAUCACAAAUAUAAAUAUUUACCUUAUUGCCAGUAUUCUGUCGACUGAAUAUGUUCAUUUGUUUUAACGCGGUGUGUGUGGCCAGGCGUUCGGGGACAGUAGGGAAUGCAUCGUGCCACCGAGUGUCCAAGAGGUUUUGUGUGUGUCCAGGUCUGACAUUAUAGGAACCAAAUAAUGACAGUUUAAGGUUUAGUCUCCAGGAACAAAUGUAUGUCACUGUAAUGCCACUGAAGUGAUGGAGACAGACAUCGUGUACUUAGCUGUGUUUUCUGCCUUCAAGCUGCAGCAAUGACCUCAAUCAAGUGUUUCCCACACUCCUCAGAUGGCAGCAGGUUAAUCUGCUGCCAUCUGAGAGAGUGGAUGGUUCAGCAGCAAGUCUCCGAAUGUGUCUCAGCAUGUUGUGUAUUGUAACCAGGACACUGAAGCUAUUCCUGGUUUGUGUAAUUUAACUGAACUGGGAUGUUUGUCUGUUUUGUAAAACUGUGAAGAAAUGCAUGCAUUGUGUACGUGUGUGAGUUUGUAGAUGUUUUCUGAUGGCAGAUGAUUUUGGGGAAAGUCAGACUUCGCAGGUAAAAAAGUCGAUGCAGCUUAAUGUUCCAGGAAGCUUUCAAAUGUGCAUAUAUGAAAUUACUUAACAAAGAAAUGUUCCCUUCUUUGACAUUAAAAUGAACAACAGGGCUUCAUUGGUGCAGUCUUCACUUUUAUCGUCCUUAAAUCAGUCAAAUCAGUUGCCAAGUUUUUUCUGAGGGAAGUAUUUUAGUUUUUAAAUGCUCAGCUGCCCUGGAGAAAAAGAUCUAGGAAACUGAUUGUAUUAAAUUUAUGUUUACUUCAUAUGUUACUGGACAAGUUCACUUAUAACUGAGUUGCAUUUAUUUGAUUUUUUCCAAAAAUAUUAAACUUAGAAAUGGGAAUUGAAAA